GUGGUUGGUACGAGUGAUAGAAGAUGUGCAAGGCGGGGAACUGCGCACGCGGCAGGGAUACGUGCCGGCGCGCGUGUUGCAAGAGAAGCACAGCCUCGAAAGAGACCAGACCUCUCAGGCAGCUAGGAGGCAGGCGGUGGUUCGCGAACUGGUGGAAACUGAAGAGGAAUUCGGACGAGACAUGCUGCAAGUGGUGUCGCGGUACAUGAAGCCGAUAGACAAGGCCACCACGCCCAAGCCGGUGUUCGACAACAGGGAGCUACUGUUCUCCAACUUCAGACAGAUAUGCGAGUUCCAUAAUACUGUGUUGCUGGAGGGCAUUAAGUACUACGCGGGGGAGCCGAAGAUGCUCGGACGAGCUCUGCUGCGGAUGGAGAGAGAGUUCGACAAACACGUGGCGUACUGCCGCGACGAGCCACUGCCGCACAACAUCUCCUCGCCACCAAUCCGGUGGUGCAGAAAUAUUUCCAG
This is a messenger RNA of Manduca sexta (tobacco hornworm), 471 nucleotides long. RefSeq names its product obscurin-like. The transcript is spliced from 3 exons. Gene Ontology annotation, cellular component: cytoplasm. Gene Ontology annotation, molecular function: guanyl-nucleotide exchange factor activity. The annotation marks the transcript as partial. The record is from RefSeq and is a predicted model, not a curated record. Lineage: Eukaryota; Metazoa; Arthropoda; Insecta; Lepidoptera; Sphingidae.